Molecule: messenger RNA, 2528 nt
Organism: Aspergillus alliaceus
Lineage: Eukaryota; Fungi; Ascomycota; Eurotiomycetes; Eurotiales; Aspergillaceae
Product: GTPase-activating protein GYP6
Exons: 6
Coding region: 109-2214 (701 amino acids)
Biological process (GO): activation of GTPase activity
Molecular function (GO): GTPase activator activity
Source: RefSeq, a predicted model, not a curated record
AUUUUAAGAACACAGUUAAUACCGCCUGAUUAGUCUUCGCAUCCUUUCACCAUUAUUCACCCACCCCACGAAUCGCUGCCCUGCACAGUCAGAUCAGCACAUGGGGCAAUGAGGGGUAUCGAGGAUACAAGGCAGCGAUGGAGUCUCCUCUUCCGCGAUAACACCACCAUCUCCGACCUCCGAACGACGCUGAGAUCAGAGCAAGGAGAGAAGCUGUGCAACGAUGGUUUAAGAUCAAUAUGUUGGAAGGCAUUCCUACUCUUCGACAACCUUGAUCGCACACAAUGGCCGCAAAGGAUAUCCGAGUCCCGAAGCGCCUAUGCGGCCCUGAAAGCCCAUUUCAUGAAGUAUAUUGAACAUCCCGAUGAUCUGCAAUCGGCUGUUGACCCGCUGGCGGAUGAUGAGGAGUCUCCUUGGCAAACUUUACGGCAGGAUGAGCAGAUGAGAGCAGAUAUAUCCCAAGACGUGGACAGAUGCUUGCAGGAAAACUUUUUCUUCCGGGAACCAGCGACAAAGGCGAAGAUGACUGAUGUCCUCUUUAUAUAUGCGAAGCUUAACCCAGACCUGGGUUAUCGCCAAGGUAUGCAUGAGCUGUUAGCGCCCAUACUAUGGGUUUUAGACGGAGAUGCAAUCGAAGCUACCUCCCAGGAAGGGGUCCACCAUACAGCGGAGGACGAUAAGUUAAUGUUACAGCUCCUUGAUGCCAAUCAUGUGGAGCAUGACUCAUUUACACUGUUCUGUUCAGUUAUGCAAACCACUCGAGUAUACUAUGAGCACAAUAGACAACGAUCGGCGAAUGGACAGAUGGACGUUGUCCCGAUUGUCAAUCAAUGUGAACAUAUUCAUAAUGAUUUACUAAUGACCACAGACUUAGAGUUAGCGGAUCAUCUGCAGGCACAGGAAAUCCUGCCACAAAUCUUUCUUACACGAUGGAUGCGUCUCUUAUUUGGCCGUGAAUUUCCAUUUGAAGACGUACUUAUACUCUGGGAUUUUCUCUUUUCCGAAGGGCUACGGCCUGAGCUGGUCGAUUAUGUGUGCGUUGCGAUGCUGCUAAGAAUUCGCUGGCAAUUACUAGCCGCUGAUUCCUCAACUGUGCUAACCAUGCUUCUCCGCUAUCCCUCUCCUCACCCUCACGAACCGUACAGCUUUGUGCUAGAUGGAUUAUAUUUAGAACAAAACCCAACCUCCGAUAGAGGCGCUUUUAUUAUUUCCAAGUACUCGGGGAAACCGCCUGACUCUUUGAAACGUCUCAGUCAACUAAGCGCGAGGCGCUUCUCCGGAAGAAAAUCGCAUCCCCGCGGCGAUGCAAGGAACAUGAGCGAAGCCAGCUCUCCUUCCAGAUCGCCCGCGAGAAACAGUCCCAAGAGCAUUGAGGCACUCUUUCAAGAUGUUUCAGAAGGAAUUCAGCGACGAACAGAAGCUUGGGGCGUUGCUAAAGCUGUCCGAGGAGCAGUGAGCGAGGCGAAAAGGAACAUGCAGACGAUUCAAUCGGAACACAACCCUCGAGUGAUGAGAUAUGGAGAUUCUUCCAUAAACCGUACCUCAGAUGUGCAGUGGGCCCGAGAAUCUGACACCAGUUCUCAGUUGAAGACCAAGGUCCAAGAGUUGGAGGAACGCAAUCGGAUGCUAGCGAAGUCAUUGAGCCAGGCACUGAAUGAUAUCCGCUCUCGUAUGAUGAAAGCAGAAGGGCUCGACCCUGCUACUGCAGAUGCCAUGAAACAAGCUCUCGCUAAGGUCCAAUCGGUCCAGACUUGCCUCGAGAAACCUUCUGCACCUCUCCGAUCUGCAACUCAACCCCAAAGCACAUCUGGUGAAGCAUUCCCCGAGAAGAUCCAUAACCAAUCGGAUGUGGGAAGUGACAAAACCGAACGCUCUCCGUCGAUUACCAGCAGAGUCGGGGAAUCUGGAACAUCAUCUAGAUCCUCGGUGGAAGGUGAACACAAAACCAAUGAGCGAGCUCAAAUUCCCACAUCACUGCCACUGCGACCGGCAGCACGUGCGUCAUUGGCUGAGUCUGAAUUUUCUUGGAUGCUCGGUGGUAGUCGACAUAUCUCUAGUUUUGUUAGUCCGGCAUCCGUGCCGCCCGAACAAACUCGGCACGGCACCAAGCCGAAUACUCUGUUCGGCAGCGGAGAUGAAGAACAAAGAAGACCGUAUGCCGAACCUGAUGACUUUGCCUUGCGGAGCCUUCGAGGUCCCAAGAGCAGACAGUAGACUACCAGUAAACUUUCCCCCCUUCUCUUGGGCCACCUUUCAUUAUUCCCCUCUUUCUCAUCUUCAACCCGAUACCCAAUCGUGUUUAUUGCAUUAGCCGUACAUUAUUUUUUUUUGUUUUAUUUACCAUCGGCUAAAGAGCCGGGUCCUCCCACCUAUGUCGUCAUGAAUGUAUCGGAACUGAUGCUGAACGAUCAGAAUUGAUUAUUGGCUACUCUGGGCAGACUCCUCAAGUAUACCUUAUGCGCAUGCCGCGGCAGGUUAUACAAUGCUGACUUUGCCACCUCCGCAUAGACAUCACACUAUGGAUUCGU